Messenger RNA from Paecilomyces variotii, 2040 nucleotides. Its product is annotated as DNA primase large subunit. The record is from RefSeq and is a predicted model, not a curated record. Gene Ontology annotation, cellular component: alpha DNA polymerase:primase complex. Gene Ontology annotation, biological process: DNA replication, synthesis of primer. The transcript has 3 exons. NCBI's taxonomy places the organism in Eukaryota, Fungi, Ascomycota, Eurotiomycetes, Eurotiales, Thermoascaceae. Bases 74 to 1579 code for a protein of 501 amino acids.
AUUACUAUCUCCGAUCUCGAGUGCUAUCAACAACAGACAUAGCAACCGGAUUGGGGUUCGUGGCACCACCAAGAUGAUUCGACAAGAUGCCAGUCGUAUCGAUGCGAAGCGGAGAGCCACUUUGGACUACAAGAAGAAGCAGUUCGCGGCUCCGACGUAUAAGCAACAGGAUUACCCGUAUCGGUUGAAUUUCUACGAGAUCCCGCCGACCGCAGAGAUCACUCUCGAACAAUUCGAACAAUGGGCUAUCGACCGACUGAAGAUUCUUGCUGAGAUUGAAGCAUGUUCGUUUCGCAACAAGACGGCCGCCGAAACCGCGGCCCAUAUCACCCCUCUCCUGCAGAAAUUCCUCCCUCUUUCCUCCAAUACAUCGUCCGCAUCCGGUGCCGCGGACCAGCGAUUGAAGAAUGAGCGGCAAAAAGAUCAUUACUCUCACUUUAUCCUGCGCCUCGCGUUCUCGGCCACCGAGGACCUGAGACAUCGAUUCGUGCGGGCAGAAACUAUGCUCUUCAAAUUUCGUUUCCAACAGGAUGAUUCCAAGGAGCGACGUGCCUUUAUCGAGAGCCUAAACCUCGACUGGGAGGUCGUCAGUGAUGAGGAGAAACGCGAACUAGCAGAGAACCUCGUCAACGCGACACCAGGCCUGCGUCGCUUGGACGACGAGAGCUGGUACAAGGUCGACUGGGAAAGAGUGCCAGAGCUGGUUGAACGACGAUCGGUCUAUUUGAGAAAGGGAAAGGCAUACGUUCCCGGCAGAGAACAAUUGAGUAUGAUUAUCGCAGAAUUUACCGCACGGCUGGAACGGGCGAUGGAGCUCACUAGCAGGGCCCUCCCUCGUUUGGAUGAGGAUGACCGUCUCACUCCAAUCUUGAACCAUUUGUCGAAGAAUUUCGGCAGUGCAGACACCGUCUACUCAGAAGGUGAAGGUGUCGUCGAUGGUGCGCCCAUCACUGCGUCUUCCAUCGACCAUCUUUCUCAGCACUUUCCGCUAUGCAUGCGGAGCCUGCAUAUGACGCUGCGCAAGAACAAUCACCUGAAGCACUUUGGUCGUCUACAGUAUACGUUGUUCUUGAAAGGCAUCGGUUUAUCAUUGGAAGAGUGUAUCGUCUUCUGGCGUCAGUCUUUCAAGGGCUUUACGGACGAUGAGUUCAACUCCAGAUACAAGUACAAUAUCCGCCACGCUUACGGUGAUGUGGGUGGAGAUGCCAACCGCAGAGGCAGAGGGUAUCCUCCCUAUUCGUGUCAAAAGAUCUUGGGCGAGUCGGGACCCAGUGUUGGCCAAACCCAUGGCUGUCCAUACCGACACUUUUCUGUGGACAAUCUGAUCGUACUCCUUCAGUCCACCGGAGUACACGACAAGGAUGUUCUCCGCGGCGUAAAAGAGGAUGUCGAGAAGACUCGCUAUCAUAUCGCCUGCAACAGAGUCUUCGAGUGGGCGCACAAGGCGGAGAUCAAGAAAGUCAAGGAAGACGGAACGUGGAAUCAGACCGACCUCGAUACUAUCGUUCACCCUAACACUUAUUUCAAGCGCAGCUACCUUCUGAAGCAGCUCGGGAAACCACCCAAGGGGAACAACUAGGAAGAAGGAAUAGACGACGGACGAAUUGACGGCAGCUUGUUCAUAAUAUGCAUGUUCUGGGAUGACUCGGUAAACCAAGGAUUUCAUACGGCGUUCUGGCGUGCUUAUCUUUUUCAUUUCAGGCAGAGGUACAGAUAGCCCGAAGUUCAAAUUAUAUCAUUCCUUUUUUCCCCGCAAGACAUGAGAUGACAUGGCGUAGACCAGUUCGCUCCUUACAGCAUGCCAUAGCCAUAGCCUUUCUGAACUCUUCAGCGGCAUGUUUAAGCCAUGUUUUACUACGAAUGGACUGCAGAAAUUUAUGUAACCGCGGCUGAUUCCCAAUUCAUCAACAAGGAUCGAAACGACCUUUCAAAGCCAGGUGCCCAGCGAUGGGUAAUUUGUUCUACGCGCGACGCGAAAACAGCCUCAUCAUUGAUUUGACAGAGGUUGACAUCAGUAAUGUGAUUGUAAGUCGGCGUAAC